Plasmodium coatneyi is the source of this 822-nucleotide messenger RNA. RefSeq lists its product as uncharacterized. The transcript has a single exon. The coding region runs from base 1 to 822 and encodes 273 amino acids. NCBI's taxonomy places the organism in Eukaryota, Apicomplexa, Aconoidasida, Haemosporida, Plasmodiidae. Gene Ontology annotation, molecular function: calmodulin binding. The record is from RefSeq and is a predicted model, not a curated record.
AUGGAGAACUACGAAAAGCUAUUCGAAAGCAUGAACCUGGAAGAUGACAACGCGUAUGAAAUAAUAAAAAAAUGUGAUGAAAAAAAAUUAAAAAAAAUUCUGUACAAAUCAAUACAUGACCCCAACGUAAUGCCAAGUUAUUCAACCUUCAAUUUGAGGGGAAAACGAUACAACAUAUCGAACGUGUCUGGGGAGUCCAUCAAAAAAAUAGAGAAACAAAAAAAGGUGAAAGAAUUACAAAUAAGCUAUGAAAAAAAACUCCUAAAAAAAGGAGAAAAAAAUCAAAUGAUACCUUCAUUAAAUGAAAUAAAAAAAGUCAACCCAACUUUAUUAACAGUAAAAAAAAAAAAAAUAAAAUAUAAGGACCCAUUGCCAGACAGAAAUGAUAUUCCACUCAUGAACAUAACGGCCGACGUUGAUUACAUAUAUGAUAAUGCUGUGGAGGUUAUUCAUUCCAAACCUGUCCCAGUAAAAAAAAAACAGGGAAAAAUCCUGUUGAGUGAAAACCCAUUGACGAAGGAAGAUUAUGGCAAAGUCAGUCCAUACCUCAUUGAAAUAAAAAAUGAAUUAAAGGAAAAGGAAAAUUUGAAAAAGCAAGACAUUAUUGAUGAAGAAAAAGUGGCCGCUGAUUUGGACGCGAAAAAGGAAAUCUUGCUAACACAACUGAAAAAUAAAUACAACGAAAUUAAUAAGGAGUAUUUGAAAAUAUCCCAUGUGGUGGAUAUCAACUCUAUUCGGAAAUUAAAAAAAAAGGAAAAUUAUGAAAAACAGCUAAACCAGCUGGAAAAGGAUAUACAGAAAUUGGAAAAGCAAGUCUAUUGA